This is a messenger RNA of Plasmodium gaboni, 2376 nucleotides long. Its product is annotated as putative krox-like protein. Bases 1 to 2376 code for a protein of 791 amino acids. The record is from RefSeq and is a predicted model, not a curated record. The transcript has a single exon. NCBI's taxonomy places the organism in Eukaryota, Apicomplexa, Aconoidasida, Haemosporida, Plasmodiidae.
AUGGGAGAGGGACAUUCUAAAAGUACAAUUAAUCAUGGUAAUUUGAGUGAAGAAGAAGUUCAAAAUAUUAGGAAGAAAUUUAGUUUGAAUAAAAAAGAAUUAAAUGAAACUAUUAGUACAUUUGAAUUUAUUUACGCAUAUCCACAUAUAUUAAGACCUUAUAUUGCCUUAGUACUUCCUUCUUUUCAUGAAGUGCUACGAAAAAAGAAUAGGAAGAAUAAAAGUAAAAAUAGUAGUACUUCUAAUAAUACAAAUAACUAUGGUUUAAAUUAUGCUAUAAAUAUAUUAUUUAGUAAAAGCAAUAAAAAGAUUAGUAAUGAAAUAUCAUUACAAGAUAUAAUAAAUAUUUUAUCAUAUUUACAUAAUGUUAAGAGCAGAAUUAUUAUUAGGAUAUUGUUCUUAAGUUUUCUAAGGUAUAGUAUAACAAAUAAUAACGAUACUAUAAAAUUAAAUAUAUUAGAAGAAAAUGAUAUAGAAAAUGAAAAUAAUAAUGAUGAAUUAAAUAUCACAAAAAUUGUUGAAUCGAAUAUUAAAAGGGAAGAUUGCUGUAUGGCUACGGAUACAUAUGAACCUAAUAUAUAUGAUGAUCCUCAAAAUAAUAAUAAUGAUAAUGAUAUAAAUGAUGAAUAUUUUUUAUAUAAGAAACGUAGUUCUUUUGAUUUAGUAUAUUCCGAUUCAAAUGUAAAUACAAUAAAUAAGAAUAAUAAAAAAGAAAGAAAUUAUAAAUUUAUUAAAGAUAAUAUAUUUAUUGUUGAAAAAAAUAAAAUUACAAGUCAAUAUCCACAGAAUUUUAUAGUUAAAGAUUUAAUUUCAAUAGAAGAAGCAAUACAUCAUCUUUUUACAUAUAUGUAUAUAGAACAAUUGUAUUUAUUAUGCCCAAGUAAUAUGUUAUUUAAAUUAUCAAAUGUAACUCAGUUAGCUGAAAAAGAUUUUCCUAUAAAUAAUAUAAAAUUGAAAUGCUAUGAUGAUUCUAUAAUUAAUAGACAAAAUAGUUGGGACUUGGCUUUUUUUUUUAAAGAAUUAUCAUGUUCAUUAGAAACAAAUUUAGAUUUUAAAAAUAUUGUUAUAGGUUUUAGAUUAUAUGCUAAUUCUAUAGAUAAUAAUAAAAAUUCUAUAGAUUCACUUGUAAUUGAAUAUAUAAAUUCGACUUUUACUAAUAUGAGUAGUAAUUAUUCGAAUGUAACAUGGAAACAUUUUAUGAAUAAGGAAAAUGUAUUAACAGAAGGAAUUAAUAAAGAUAACAAGAAAAAAAAAAAACAAUCGAAUACUUCUGAAACAGAUAUACAAUUAGAAGAGGAAGAUCAAAAAGAAAAUUAUAUUUUUGAUCAAAAUGAAAUACCAAAUAUAAAUGAUAUAUGUAUUAAUAGUAUUGAAUUAAUACAUUCGAUAUAUACUAAUAUGAAAAAAAAGGAAAUAGCAAAAAAAGAUAAUAAAAAUAAGUUAUUGGAUAAUGAUACAUAUAAGCAAUCAGAAUCUAUUAUUGAAUUACAGAAUACUUCGAAUGGAUGGAGAGGAUUAUUUUUAAAUGAAUCUAGUAAAAUAUUAACAGAUGAAAUAGCUUUUAGUUUAAGACAAUGUUCACCUUGUUUUAGUAAUAAUGUAUGGUAUAGAUUAUAUGCCUCAUGGAAACAAGGAACUAGUUUUAAUAGAUUUAUGAGUUCUCUUUUUCAUUAUCCAUCUCCUAUCGUAAUAGUAAUAAAAACAAAUGAUAAUCAGAUAUUAGGAGGAGUAUGUACAACACCCUUAAAGGAUUCUCAUUUAUAUCAUGGUUGUUCUAAUGAUUUCCUUUUUGCAGCUUAUCCUGUAUUCCGUAUUAUUAGAACAAAUCAAUUUGGUACAAACUAUGUAUACUUAAAUAGUAAAAAUAGUUUCUAUCCAAAAGGAUUAGGUUUUGGUGGGAAACCUGAAUGUUUUAGAUUAUUUUUAAGUGAUGAAUUUAAAGAUUCUUAUUGUACCGAAAGUGAUUUUACAUACAAAAGUGGACAUUUAUAUUUUCCACAGCAGAAAAAUAAAAAAGGAAAAAAAAAUAAUUAUACAAAUGGUUCAUCAGAUAGUAAGGAUGGUGAUAAUCAAGAUGAUAAAAACAAAAGUGAAGAAUUAGAAGAACACGAACAAGAAAUAGAUGACGAGGAAGAUGAUUUAAAUUCAUAUUCAUUUUUAUACAAAUUAUCAAUCAACGAAGUUGAAGCUUGGGGAUGUGGUGAUGAAAAAGCAUUACAAGAACAAAAAUUAAUUAUACAAAAUGAAGAAGCAUGUAAACAAGAGAGAAGAACAACUGAUAAAUCUAAAAUGGUACAAAAUAGUUUUGAUAAAGAAUUUUUACUUCCUAAAGUUUUUUCUGUUGGAAAAUAUGAAGAAUUAAAACCGAGUACAUAA